Alosa sapidissima (American shad) is the source of this 4885-nucleotide messenger RNA. RefSeq names its product YES proto-oncogene 1, Src family tyrosine kinase (gene yes1). The coding region runs from base 602 to 2251 and encodes 549 amino acids. The record is from RefSeq and is a predicted model, not a curated record. Gene Ontology annotation, cellular component: extrinsic component of cytoplasmic side of plasma membrane. Gene Ontology annotation, biological process: cell surface receptor protein tyrosine kinase signaling pathway; protein phosphorylation; cell differentiation. The transcript has 12 exons. Gene Ontology annotation, molecular function: signaling receptor binding; ATP binding; non-membrane spanning protein tyrosine kinase activity. NCBI's taxonomy places the organism in Eukaryota, Metazoa, Chordata, Actinopteri, Clupeiformes, Clupeidae.
GAAACAAAACGUGUAGGGGCAUUUCAAUAUACGUUAGAUAUCCGUGUCUGACAUUCUGUGCACAAUAGCCCAUUGCAACUUACCUCACUUUGCAUGGGAUAUAUCUAAACAUAGGCAUAUCAUGGCGGCCAUAUUGUGGGAUGCGUAGGCUACUCUCGGUGAGGAGGAGGAGGCACGCCAACUGUGAAAGCUUUGGUAUUCCUCGGCCACUUGGGUGUCUUUUGUCAUGUAGCCUAGCCUUAUUCCAAUCUCUACCGGUUCCGGUUUAAAGGUUUUUGUUAGUCAUUGCUGAUAUCCAUUAUUCUUUUCUGACCCAUCUACAUAUAUUUUUGACGUGUUUUCCCAAUGAUUUGGUGAUAUAAGAUAUUCAGUUUGACAGAAGGAGUUUAUAAGGCUACUUUAAUGCAGCCUAUUAUUUACCAUUUCUUGGCGGAGGCUAAGUUAUAUGAAAACGGGAUGGGACCGACCGUGAUUUCAAGUUUUGUAUAGGUUAACAAAACCACUUGGACUACCCUGAAUCCGUAACUGGAGUUCGGCUGUGUCGACAACGUAUGUAGCCUAACCUCCAAUAAAGGAAAUUGUUUUUCCAAAAGGCUUGACUAUGGGUUGUGUCAAGAGCAAAGAGGACAAGGGCCCUGGGACAAAGUACCGGCCCGCUGACUCCAACUCCACCAAUUUGAGCCCACACAUGGGCCACUAUGGUCCAGACCCCACCCAGAUGGGCCAGUCGCCGGCCCUCAAGGGCCCUGUCAACAGCUACAACAGUCACCCCAGUGUCCUCACCCCCUUUGGAGGUUCCUCCAACUCCAACGUCAUCACUCCAUUCGGUGGGGCGUCGUCCUCCUUCUCCACGGUUGCUGUGAGCAAUCCCUUUCCAGGUGUUGUCACAGGUGGUGUGACAUUCUUUGUGGCCUUAUACGACUAUGAAGCCAGGACGUCAGAUGACCUUUCAUUUAAGAAGGGAGACCGCUUUCAGAUCAUCAACAACACAGAGGGCGACUGGUGGGAGGCGCGUUCUAUCAACACGGGGAAGAAGGGCUACAUUCCCAGCAAUUACGUGGCUCCAGCCGAUUCCAUCCAGGCGGAAGAAUGGUACUUUGGGAAGAUGGGCCGCAAGGACGCCGAGAGACUGCUCCUAGUCCCUGGGAACCAGCGAGGCACUUUCCUGGCGCGAGAGAGCGAGACGACGAAAGGAGCGUUCUCGCUGUCCAUACGGGACUGGGACGAGGUGAAGGGGGACAAUGUGAAACACUACAAGAUCCGCAAGCUGGACAACGGAGGCUACUACAUCACUACCAGAGCCCAGUUUGACACACUACAGAAACUCGUGAAGCAUUAUACUGAGCAUGCCGAUGGCCUGUGCCACAGGCUGACAACUGUAUGCCCGACAGUGAAGCCCCAGACCCAGGGCCUGGCCAAGGACGCCUGGGAGAUCCCACGGGAGUCCUUGCGGCUGGAGGUCAAGCUGGGACAGGGCUGCUUCGGAGAGGUGUGGAUGGGCACCUGGAACGGCACAACCAAGGUGGCCAUUAAGACCCUGAAGCCGGGCACCAUGUCCCCAGAAGCCUUCCUGCAGGAGGCCCAGAUCAUGAAGAAGCUGCGGCACGACAAGCUGGUGCCCCUCUACGCCGUGGUGUCCGAGGAGCCCAUCUACAUCGUCACCGAGUACAUGGGCAAAGGGAGUCUGCUGGACUUCUUGAAGGAGGGAGAGGGCAAAUAUCUAAAGCUGCCUCAGCUGGUGGACUUGGCCGCACAGAUUGCAGACGGCAUGGCUUUCAUCGAGAGGAUGAACUACAUCCACAGAGACCUGCGGGCAGCUAAUAUCCUCGUCGGGGACAACCUCGUGUGCAAGAUCGCUGACUUUGGCCUGGCCAGACUGAUCGAAGACAAUGAAUACACCGCCAGACAAGGAGCCAAAUUCCCCAUUAAGUGGACGGCCCCUGAGGCCGCCCUGUACGGUCGCUUCACCAUCAAGUCAGACGUCUGGUCCUUUGGCAUCCUGCUGACGGAGCUGGUGACCAAGGGCAGAGUGCCAUACCCAGGCAUGGUAAACCGGGAGGUGCUGGAGCAGGUGGAGCGAGGCUACCGGAUGCCCUGCCCGCAGGGCUGCCCCGAGUCCCUGCACGAGAUGAUGCGGAACUGCUGGAAGAAGGAUGCGGACGAGCGGCCCACCUUCGACUACCUCCAGUCCUUCCUGGAGGACUACUUCACGGCCACCGAGCCGCAGUACCAGCCCGGGGACAACCUGUAAGAGCGCCCAGCGCAGGGGUCACCACCACCACCCCAAACAUGGAGGAGAGAGAGCGGCUUGGUGCAGUGAUGCCAGCCCCCCCCCCCCCCUUGUUCAUAGAGACAAGUAGCGUGAGCCAGGGUCCCAAACCACUGAGACGCUGUGGUACAUUUCCUCCUUCAGAGACCCCCCCCCCAGCCCCCAAAAACUUAACCUGUCCUUGAAUUUUGGGAGAUUUAUUUUGUUUGCUUUCGUUUUAUUUUUGUUUGUGUUUCAUGUGGAUAAAGUCAUUGUCAAGGGUGUCCUUGUACUCUAUCCAUAGUACAGUUAGGGUCUGUUGCACCUGACCAUUCAUUUCAUUGCAGUUUUUGGAUGGAGUGAGGAUAAAUAUGUUUUGUAGAGAGGAAGCUCUGUGUUCGACACCUUUUGAUCAGCCAACUCUCUCUCUGUCCCAUGUCAUACUAAGCAGCGCAUUGUGUGGUUAUCAACAUUAGUCUGCUGUAGACUAGGGUGUGGGGUUCUGAAACAAAAAGCAAUGGCUGGUUCACAAUUGCACAAAAGUACACUUACUUUUUAUGAAACUUUAUUUCAGUUUCUAUUUUUUUGUAUUUUCUUCUCCACAACAGUAAAAUCUUUUUUUUUUUUAUUAAUGAACAAGAUGACAGAUCGAGGUUAAUAUCAGUGUCAUGUAGUCAUUUCAGUUGAUUUAAUUUUUUUCUCCCUUUCUCUUCUGUUUAGUUUCAAUAGUGAGUUUUAUCAAGUGACCAAUAACUGUGGUAGAUCAUGGGAGAUCAUGUCCUUGCGACUGGUGUGUGAGAGAAUGUGUGAGAGGGACAAAGAUGAAGUGUCGAAUGAAUCAAGGAACAAGUGAGGACAGUAGCCAUUUUGAAUGUAUUCUGAAUAAACUGUGGGACAUGGGUUUUUGAGAGCAUAUGCAUUUGAUUUUUAAAAGGGUGAUCAAUGGGAUAGAGGUGCAGCGAUUUAGUGUUGCGUGUCUGUAUGUGUUUGCUUUUUCUACACUGGUGGCAAGUCAUGAGUGAAUUUUUAAGAAAAAGAAAGUUGUAUGAUUUUUCUUUCUCAGAUUUAAAAAAAAGAAUAUUCAUGAUUUUUUUGACAACUUGAAUCAUAUCAUAGAAAAACUGUUGAAGGGCUGUGCAGAAAAUGUUUAAAUUUUUACUUCUUUUUUUUUUUGACAUUUUGAUUUGGUAUAAUUGUAUUCUGCAGCUAAUAUCUCCGGUUACAUAUAACUGAAUGACACUAAAUUCUUAGUUAAUUUACAUAAUUGACCAAUGAGGAGUCAACAAUACAGUAGGAAGAUGCCAACGCGUUGAAAGUAUCAUGGUCCUUCUGCAUUUCACUGCAUCUUUCUAGUAUGUUCUUGACUCUGUACUUACCAGUUGCCCAAUGCCUCCAUUUUGUGUCAUCGCUGAGAGAGUGGUCAUGGGCUUAUCGGACACACUCAUUUUUUUAACAAAUGUUUGAAAAGUGUCCAUAAACAGUGUUUUCAAUGUAAUUUGCCAAAAGUAAAUUUAAAUAUGGUUCCUCUGGUCCCAUCUCAAAACGAUGAGACAUAUCCAACCAGAGGUCACCCUUCAGUGUUCAUAGGAGAGUGGGGGUUGACCACAUGCCCAGUGCUGUUGCCCAGCCCAGUAGGUUUACCCUCAGCUCAUCUUAAAGCUUCCGCCACAAAACAUUUGCACUCCCACUUCAAGUUGGUCUGUGUCACCUAGGAUAUCUCAUUGCUCAUAAACAAGCACAGAUAUCAUGGUAGGAACAUCCUCAGCCUUGUCCCAUCACAUUCCACCCUGAUUUCAUUGCCAUCAUCAGCAAAGUAAAAGUAUCUGCAACAUCUAGAGUAUGUCUACCACCAGUCAACAUACUGUAGCUUACAGCUUAGUUACUGCUUUUAGGAUUACAAAUGGCUUGUCUAUUGUGAAGUUUUAUCUGUGACUAGGUUGCAAGAAGGUUAUGAGAAAGUGUUGGAACUUGCCUUGUCACAUUGUUGCAGAGCUGUGAAAUGGCUUCCCCAAUGUCAAAUGUACUCCUUGUUUUUGUGUAAUGCUGUGGUAUGUUUUCAAGUUGGAUGAGUCAAGUCACAUCUUGUGUUCAGCUCCUGUGUCUGUGCACUGUACGCAUUGUUGAAAGUGGAAUUGUAUGAGGUGGAUUGCCGGAAGGAACAAAGAUGGAUUUUCUGUAGGUUUUUACUACCUGUACUGGAACAUGUGUUGUGCUGUAGUCUCUGUAGACAGAGCCUGUGAUGCCUAUGGGAGAUGCACUGGGCAAGUCUCACCAUUUUGGUCAAAAUAACCCAAUUUACCACUUUUCCUACUGAGGGAGGAUUUGAUUUUUAUUUUUUUUUUGUCUGACUGUACUGUGACACUUUAGUCUUCAGGGAGGGCUGAAAUGUCAUCUUAGUAGAGAUCCAUAUAUCAGCCCUCUUUGUUCUUCUACCAUCCAUGUUUCCCAGACAUAAUCCCAUUUUUUCAAAAGGGCUACGGUGUUAAAUUCUUUGUUUUUUUAGAGCUCUCAAAAUAAUGGAGUGGAAGAUGCUGGAACAGAGCCCUGGGAGUCCAGCUUGGAGAGCAAGAUGGCUACACUUACUAAUCUGAAGAAGUUGUACAGUGACAAAUAAUAAACUUUUAUGUAAUGCUUUUA